AUGUCGCUAGCUCUUCGAUGCUGUGUAACAGUCGAGGAGCUCGCUGAAGACAAAUGCACCGUUCGACGUCGCAUCUCUCUGAAGGAUUCAAAACUGUCUUUGGUUCGGGAUGACGCCCAUCAGCUGUUGCUUCGCCUCACGCCAAUCAAAGAAACACGAACGAACAGUUUCAUUUUGAAGAGUCUGGGUUAUCCAGUGCUUGAGCUGGAUUUGCACAAACGCUUCCUUAGCCAAGGCAAAGCAACUAUAUCCCUGCCCGUGCAUUCAGUACGGUUAUUAAUUAGCAAUUGUCCCCCAGACAGGUUACGUCUUUUCCUCGCUCGACGCAGAGUUGAGCGGGAUGCACCUCCUACUUCCUUGUCGUUGCUGGAGGAGGUUAGCCCACUUCGGCUCUCCAAGUCUGCAAGCCGUCCAUUAACUCCUCCAGAUCUCUCCGGAAUUCCAAAAAUAGAAGUCACUGCUAGCACAGGUACGGCAGCCAAUCUCAUCGGCGGUACUACCAUCCAUGCAUUCAGCGGCGUCGGUGCUCUGUUGUCCUCAGAAAUAGUGGAUUCUGAGGAAUCUACGCAAGCCUGGUUGGCUGCAUUACGUGCCCGCCUGACAGCCUUACCGGCAGUCAACGGACGCUGGCGAAAAAUACAGCAUUUGAUUAUCGAUGAGAUCAGUAUGCUCAGUUCUCAGCUGUUUACCAGGCUGGACCUGCUUGCCCGAGAAACGCGGUGUCCAGUGAACGACAGCAAGAGGGAGGUGGUGCAGCGGGCAUUUGGUGGACUUCAGGUUAUCGUUUUUGGUGACUUCUAUCAAUUACCUCCUGUGAGCAAGCAGUUUGCCUUCGAAUCACCUAGUUGGAAAGCUUGUCGUUUUGCAUGCGUCGAGUUGGUUCGUUCAUGGCGGCAGUCGGAUGAUCCUGAGUUAGCUAGAGUUCUAUCGGUUACCAGGGAAGGACGCUGUCCGGAUUGGGCUCGCCAGUUGCUAAUGUCUCGGUGUCAUUCCUCUUCGGACGAUAAGAACAGUGUGAGGAAGGGAGGCCUAGUCGCAACUCGACUGUGCACUCACCGAAAUGAUGCAGAAGCUUGGAAUAUGCAAAUGCUUGCCUCUCUGCCAGGAAAUGCCAAAGUUUUCCGAGCCAAAGACUCUUCUCCAGCAAGUUCCAAGCGUUUGGACCUAAUAUGCCCUGCUCCUCGAGCUUUGCAUUUGAAGGUUGGUGCCCAGGUUAUGUUGUUGCGCAAUUUGGACACAAAUCGAGGACUGGUCAAUGGAGCGCGUGGUGUAGUGGAACGUUUAGGUGGAGAUGGUGAACCCCCACAAGUUCGAUUUUUCCUAAAAAGGCUGGGCUCCGGAAGUGAGAAAGACCACACAGUUUUGCACACAGUUCAGUACGAACGAUGGAACCUUCGGGUUGAUGGUACUGGACACGUUGAUGCAUACCGACGGCAGCUGCCUCUGAACCUCGCCUGGGCAGUGUCCGUCCACAAGAGCCAGGGUAUCACUCUGGACACUGCGGAACUGGCCCUGUCAAAAGUAUUCGAAUGUGGACAAGCCUACGUGGCACUAAGUCGCUGUCGCACACUAUCCGGUCUGCGUUUGCUCGACUGGCGCCCAGAAGUUAUUCAAGCAAAUCCAAAAGUUGUCCAGUUCUACGCCAUGUUGAGGCGGAAUCAACAGGCUUUGGAACGCGGCGAAAUUGAGAGUGAUGACGACACAUCUUUUUCUCCAAUUAGAAGAGUGCGACGUCGUUAA
Opisthorchis viverrini is the source of this 1740-nucleotide messenger RNA. RefSeq lists its product as hypothetical. The transcript is spliced from 7 exons. Bases 1 to 1740 code for a protein of 579 amino acids. Gene Ontology annotation, biological process: DNA repair; telomere maintenance. Gene Ontology annotation, molecular function: DNA helicase activity. The record is from RefSeq and is a predicted model, not a curated record. NCBI's taxonomy places the organism in Eukaryota, Metazoa, Platyhelminthes, Trematoda, Opisthorchiida, Opisthorchiidae.